Molecule: messenger RNA, 1983 nt
Organism: Photinus pyralis (common eastern firefly)
Lineage: Eukaryota; Metazoa; Arthropoda; Insecta; Coleoptera; Lampyridae
Gene: Srp68
Product: signal recognition particle subunit SRP68
Exons: 3
Coding region: 116-1816 (566 amino acids)
Biological process (GO): SRP-dependent cotranslational protein targeting to membrane
Cellular component (GO): signal recognition particle, endoplasmic reticulum targeting
Molecular function (GO): 7S RNA binding; endoplasmic reticulum signal sequence receptor activity; signal recognition particle binding
Source: RefSeq, a predicted model, not a curated record
UAACAUUUGUGUUGGCAACCACGGUGACUAAAUCAACUAACCAACCAGAACCACAGUCUGUUUCUGUUGUAAAAUCAGCAAAUCUUGAUUUUACCCUCAAAAUUAUUUUUCCAAAAUGGUUUUGGAAGAAAUUAAUGAAAACAUUCCGGACGAAACUCCAAAAGAAGCAAAAAAAGAUGUCACCAAACCGUUCACCCUAGAAUUAAUUAACGUAAUUAGAAACGUACAGCAGCAACAUGGCCUGCGACACGGUGAUUUCCAACGAUACAGAGGAUAUUGUACGAGGCGUAUUAGCAGAUUACGCAAGGUAUUAAAAAUUCCUCAGGGCGAUCGGAGGCAUUACAAGAAGAGGCCAGUAACAGACGAGCAUGUGAGCAAUCCUGUAUUAGACGAAAGGCUUCUACAUAUUCCGCUGAUGUUGGCGGAAAGAAGUUGGGCGUAUGCAAUGCAAUUACGUCAAGAAUCUAAUACUGAGCAACGUAAAAAGUUUCAUAUGAUCAGAAAGUUGCGGAAAGCCUGUUUUUAUGCUUCACAACUGGAAGAGCUGUGCAAGUCCGACCGCUGUGAUGCCAGAUCGAAAUUAGAAGCACAAGCGUAUGUCGCUUGGAUACAGGGGAACUUAUACUUUGAAUUGCAAGUGUGGUCAACUGCUGCGGAAAACCUGAAGAAGGCUCAGUUGGUGUAUGAGAAACUCGCUUCGGCUUUACCAGAGGAGCACCAGGUGCCAUACAGACAGCGCAUCGACGAACUGACGCCUAGCCUGCGUUAUUGCGCUUAUAACGUAGGAGAGCAACAGGGGAUCAAUUUACCAGAGUUGCGAACUUUAGGUAUCUUGGACAAUUUUGACAAGUUUUUGCUGCAAUCGACGGAAAAAACCGCGACAAUCUUACACGAGGUCGAUUGGUACGAUAUUAAAGUGCCGGUUCGCAUAGAAAAGGUGCAGUUAUUCUUGCAGACCUUGACCGGUUUUGAUAGUUCGCUGCUUAAGGCGGACAGUGACGCGAAAAGAAUUGAAAUUUUAGAAAAUAUGUUCAUCGACUUGCGCGAUGUUAUCGCCGCCACUCGCGAGGCUCCUGAAGAUAAGGAUGUACAAUUACUAUUGGCGUAUUUAAUUUCGAUUCGUAUAGAACGUACGAUCCAACGAAAUAUGUACUUGAUAAAGCAAAGUCGGAAACCGCAAGAUAUCGUUCGUCUGCUGGAUAUUACAAAUCAGCAGUUAAAUGAACUUGCGCAAUUGGAACCGUUGCAGAAUAAGCAGGAUGUGCAGGCGAACUUUUCCCAGCAGCUACUGGCUCUACGGGCGAUUAGAUGUUUUUAUCUGGGAAAGUCGCAUUUUGCUUUGCAUCGUUGGGUCGAGGCUAUGAGUUGCUAUGAACGUUCUUUAAGUUAUGCACAAGAAGCGAGUCAAAAUAAAUUACCGAGUGAUUUGUCGGAAAUGGUCGCAACGGUGAUUGAAGAGGUCCCAUCUGAAAUUGUGUACGUGCAAGCCCAAUCCAUUAUGGAAGAAGAACAGUCGGAACCGACCGCUCUGCAGAGUAAGAGUAAGAUUAACAAGGUUCCACUAAUCGAGCGUUUGGACGAAUUCCACGAGAAUCCGCAGUAUCUAACGAAGAAUCCGAAUAUUGUCACAAUGCCACCUGCUAUGGAACCGGUACCGGCUAAGCCUCUGUUUUACGAUCUUGCACUUAACUUUGUCCACUUUCCCGCGCUUCCUGAGAAGACAGACGAAGGGAGCGCAGGAAAACACAAGGGUACUGGCAUAUCCGGUUUUGUUAAAGGAUUUUGGGGCGGUUGGGGGGGUUCUGGAAAAAAGUAAAUUUUGCCAAUAUGGGGAACUUUUGGAUUGCAAAUAUUUGUGUUUAAUAUAAAAGUUUUGUUCAAAUCUGCCCAGCAUUGUUUAGAAACAACAUUUUUUUUCUACUGUUUUAUAUUACACAGAUUGAUUUUAAUUAUUGAAGAAUUAUAGUUUAUUCUGUUUUGUAA